CCCUUGGAAAAGGAUCGAGUAACAUCAACCGCAAGGAGUUUAACCAUUUAUACCGUUAAUGUAAACAAGAACAACAUGAAUUCUGUCAAGGGAAUAUUAUUAUGGUUAUUUUCCUUCGUAGUCGCAUUCACCCUCGUAGAAUGCAAAAAGGAGCUUAUCCUCUCCGAGCGAGUACAGCAACUUUCUGAUGCUGGCUUAAAGAAGCCUGUAUUAAGAUUCAACAGUGAGAAGUUCCGACAGUAUGUGAAGAGCACUCCUCGCAAUUACUCCGUGAUUGUUAUGUUCACAGCAUUAGCUCCGUCAAGACAAUGUGGAAUCUGCAGACAAGCCCACGAGGAGUUCCAGUUGGUGGCUAACUCUUGGCGUUAUUCUCAAGGUUAUUCCAGCAAGCUGUUCUUUGCUCUUGUUGACUUUGAUGAAGGUCCUGAUGUCUUCCAGCAGUUACGUCUGAACUCUGCUCCUGUGUUCAUGCACUUCCCAGCCAAGGGCAAGCCAAAGAAGGUCGAUACUUUAGACAUCCAGAGAGUUGGCUUUGCAGCAGAAAAUAUCGCUCGCUGGGUUGCAGAACGGACAGAUAUACAGAUACGAGUUUUCCGUCCACCCAACUACUCUGGACUUCUCGCACUGGUUGUGUUAUUGGCACUUGUUGUUGGGCUGUUGUACCUACGGAAGAACAACCUCGACUUCCUCUAUAACAAAACUACCUGGGCUCUUGGUGCUCUGGCCUUCACCUUCGCCAUGACUUCGGGCCAGAUGUGGAACCAUAUCCGCGGACCUCCCUUCCUCCAGAAAACUCAGGCCGGGAACAUUGCCUACAUCCACGGGUCUUCACAGGGACAGUUCAUUGUUGAAACGUAUAUCGUAGCUGUACUAAAUGCAGCUGUUGUGUUAGGAAUGAUUCUCAUGACCGAGGCAGCAAACAAGCGAGAUGAUGUGCGCAAACGGCGCAUCUAUGCCAUCAUUGGACUUGGUCUCGUAGCCUUUUUCUUCUCUUUGUCACUCUCAAUCUUCCGAUCGAAGGCACAUGGUUACCCAUACAGGUGA
Molecule: messenger RNA, 1044 nt
Organism: Penaeus indicus
Lineage: Eukaryota; Metazoa; Arthropoda; Malacostraca; Decapoda; Penaeidae
Gene: Ostgamma
Product: tumor suppressor candidate 3-like
Exons: 7
Coding region: 76-1044 (322 amino acids)
Cellular component (GO): oligosaccharyltransferase complex
Source: RefSeq, a predicted model, not a curated record